Molecule: messenger RNA, 2496 nt
Organism: Pseudocercospora fijiensis CIRAD86
Lineage: Eukaryota; Fungi; Ascomycota; Dothideomycetes; Mycosphaerellales; Mycosphaerellaceae
Exons: 1
Biological process (GO): protein ubiquitination; ubiquitin-dependent protein catabolic process; mitotic cell cycle checkpoint signaling
Cellular component (GO): nucleus
Molecular function (GO): metal ion binding; ubiquitin-protein transferase activity; protein binding
Source: RefSeq, a predicted model, not a curated record
AUAUGCACGGACAUCCUCUACCAACCACUGACAUUGCUGGACUGCCUACACACGUUCUGUGGAGGAUGUCUGAAAGAGUGGUUUACCUGGCAAGCCACUGCUGCAACGACCAGCAGAAACAGACACAACACCUCUCCGUACACCUGCCCACAAUGUCGAGAGCACGUCAGAGGCACCAAGGCCGACUGGAGGACGACGACCCUUCUAGAGGGCUUCUUGAAGGCAAAUCCGGGCAAGGGAAAGUCGGAUGAAGAAAAGGAGGAGAUGCGACAGCAAUACACACCGGGCGACAAUGUGCUGCCACCGGUCCAACGAGUGGAAGACACAGAUAGUGAGGAUGAACGGCUGCUUGCCGAGGUGCGCGAUCUCAGCAUGGCAAACGUAGAUCCCGAAACGGCACGUCGCAGAGCAGACAGAGCAGCCAGAAGGAGGCAGGAUCGCGGUCAGCGUCACACACGCCCUGAAGAGCUAGGCCGUCAGCAACAGCCAAGUCGAUGGAUAGCCCACCACGCAGCUCGCCAGCAAGAAGAAAGCGAGAGACAGGUCGAGCAUCAGCCGUCACUUCGGAGUCUACUUAGUGAUUCUGAGAUUAGCUCGGCAGAUGUGCAGGAGGAGAUACUGCAGUCAAUAUCCUCGGAAGGUCUUCUUGACGGCAUCGACAUUGAUCAUUUGACUCCCGCUCAAGAGGAAGAGCUUACGGAACGAAUAGCAGAAGCUUAUAGGAGACGGCAACGAAAUAGAGACAGAUCCAGAAAUCGUGACCGCGGUGACACUCAGCACGAACCUUCUCAGCCAGAGCCGAGGAGCACUGCUGAAGGCUCAGGGCGGCGUCAGCCCUCUCCUCCUCAGCAGACUCAGACACGAAGCAGGCCUCCUAUUUCGCGACCUCACUUAUUCGAGCAAACAUCUGCUGGUGCUGAACGUGGUCAGCGAAGAUCUACUAGCUCGACGAGCCAAAGCACUCGACAGUCAGAAGUACACGAGACCACAUCUAGUCAACCUCCACCAGCUGCGCGUUCAGCCACUGAUCUUUCUGUGCCAUCUCAGAGCAAUGGUCGCUCCACUUCACAGCCCAGAUCACGAGCCUCAUCCGGCAACAACAGGAGCUCCACAGAUCCUGCUAGUGUGAGAGACAACGUGCAGCGUGUUCACGCGACAUCGAACUCCCUGCGACCAGACAGCCACAGUACUACAGCAGCCUCUAGACCUCGAAGUCGAGAUUCGCAGUCUUCUGAGCCAAGCAGAAGACGAACAGGUCCCGCGACGAGCGAUUCAGUAAUAUCACGGCCACAGCCACAGCAUUCUCCAAUUAACUCUGGCGGUCUACAAGCAAGCACCGCAACGAACCAACACUCCGUGAGACCAGCCGCCUCAACAUCAGCGUUUGCGCCUGAACCAGUUUCGACCCUCUCGGACUUUCCGACGAUAACAUGUUCGCGCUGCCAGCGUCCCGACUUGGCUCAGAGUCUACACUACAAUUGUUCGAAGUGCGACUCAGGAAACUUCAAUCUCUGCCUUUCAUGUUAUCGAGACGGUCGUGGAUGCAAUCACUGGUUUGGCUUUGGACUGAUGGCAAUGUAUCGCUAUCACCGUGCUCAAGAAGACGGCUCUGGACAGUACUCCACAGGCUACGAGUACCCGCAUAUCCUAAGCCCACGAAAGUACAUCGAAAUAAACCAAUCCGCUUCAUCACAAUCAGCCCAUACCCACGAUCCCGAACUUCAAGAAGGUGCCUUCUGCGAGCACUGUCUCAAAUACACCAGCGACUGCUACUGGUACUGCGAAAUCUGUCUCGAAGGUUCCUGGGGCUACUGCAACACCUGCGUCCUCGGCGGCAAUCACUGCACGCACCCCCUCCUCCCUCUCGCCCACAUCAGCACCCUCCGAAACGCCCCCCACGACCCCUCAAAACUCGCCUUCCUCCCUGUCCCACAUCUGAAACAACACUCAUACGUCCUCCUCCCCGUCCUCACAGACUGCGAUAUCUGCCGCCUUCCCAUCCCACCGCGAGCCACAAGAUUCCACUGCUACACCUGUUCCCACGGAGACUACGACAUCUGCAACGACUGCUACAAUUCCCUCGUCGCCAUGGGAAAAAUCUCAUCGAAAGACGGACCGAACGGUUGGAGAAGGUGUUUGAACGGACAUAGAAUGUCUGUGAUUGGAUACCAGGACACGCCGUACGGAGGCGGUCAGAGGCGACUGACAUUGAGGGAGAUGGUGGGAGGUUGGAGAUUGAAAGAAGAAGGUAUGCCAUCUGGAGGCGAUGCUGUGCUUGUGGCUGGACGUACGGCUGUUGUUCCGCCGGACGGUGGGGUGGGGUAUAAGUGUUUGGCGCAGUGGUCGAGGUGGCCGAAGGAAGGGGAUACGGAUGAGUUGGCGUUUCCGAAGAAUGCGGAGAUUCGGGAAUGUGAGGAGAGGAAUUCGGACUGGGCGGUGGGGGUUUAUGAUGGGGUUGUGGGAUUGUUUCCUGUGAACCAUACGCGGAAGAUCUAA